AUGAGUUGCGGGAGAUCUGAAAACACUACCAGAAAAUGCAGGACGCGUUCAACACCUGGUGAAACGAUGUAUCUACAUACUGCAGAUGCUAAAAAGAUCACCCACUACCAAGCUAAUCUACCAACAACAAUGGAUCGCGAUAUCGGCGCCUACCCUGUGAAGCACCACUUUCCGUCUCCUAUAGUUUCUUGGAUAGAAGACCUUUCUAGCUUUGGCGAUGUUCCUUUUAGUCAUGAUACUGAAUACGUGGAUGAUCAAUCAACACCUUCAUUUGGGCAGUCUUUUGCAUCUAGCAAUUUGCAUGACAUGCAAAUAUCAGUGAGAUUGACAGACGAAUUCAUGGAACUUGCAAAGGAGAAUACAAGCAAUAAUCUAGAGACCUGUGGAAUUCUUGGUGCUUCAUUUAGGGAUGGAACUUAUUAUGUGACAACAUUGAUCAUUCCAAAGCAAGAAGGAACUGCUCACUCAUGUCAAGCUUCUAACGAGGAGGAGAUACACGCCGUAUUAUCAGAGCAGUCACUUUACCCUGCAGGGUGGAUACAUACUCACCCUUCACAAACAUGCUUUCUAUCGUCGAUCGAUUUGCACACUCAAUUCUCUUAUCAGGUCAUGCUACCAGAAGCUGUUGCCAUUGUUGCUGCUCCCACCGAUCCUACUAGGCAUGUGUUUUCUUGCUUAAAAUUAAGGAGCUAUGGUAUAUUCAGGUUGACAGAUCCAGGAGGCAUGGAUGUGCUCAGGGAGUGCAGUGAGAGUGGGUUCCAUACUCACCGAGAGACGACGGAUGGCGGUCCAAUAUAUGAAACCUGCACCAACGUGCAUUUCAAACCUAAUUUGCGGUUUGAGAUUGUCGAUCUGCGUUCUGGUGCGUGA
This is a messenger RNA of Triticum turgidum subsp. durum (durum wheat), 870 nucleotides long. NCBI's taxonomy places the organism in Eukaryota, Viridiplantae, Streptophyta, Magnoliopsida, Poales, Poaceae. The record is from the annotation of a GenBank genome assembly.